This is a messenger RNA of Trypanosoma grayi, 2229 nucleotides long. RefSeq names its product endosomal integral membrane protein. Gene Ontology annotation, cellular component: membrane. Lineage: Eukaryota; Euglenozoa; Kinetoplastea; Trypanosomatida; Trypanosomatidae. The coding region runs from base 1 to 2229 and encodes 742 amino acids. Gene Ontology annotation, biological process: protein localization to membrane. The record is from RefSeq and is a predicted model, not a curated record. The transcript has a single exon.
AUGCCAAACCUGCUCCUGUUAGUGGCUGCCAUUGUGAGCUGCACCCCAUUACUUCUCAGCGAAGCCAUUGUGUACGUUCCAGGUCUGGUGCCCACUGCGCGACGGUCACGGGACGAAGUACGGCUGGAAGUUAAUGGACUACACUCCACCACGAAUGGUGUGCUAUACCCUUAUUAUGAAGCACGCACGCCGUUCUGUCCCCAUUAUGAAAAAUCCGGCGCGGCGUUCUCGCAGAGCUUGGGUCUCGGUGCCAUUCUGGGUGGAGAGCGCCCACAGUGGUCAUCGUACUUCCUAUAUAUGCUGGAGGGCAUGUGCAACUAUGUAAAAUGCGAGGGAGGUUCACGGAUGAGCAGUGCUCAGGUGAAAUGGAUGCGAAACCUGAUUGAGAAAAACUAUCGUGGUCAUAUUAUGGUAGAUAAUCUGCCAGCUUACAACAAUGGCUCCUCUUUUUAUCAGGGCCACUGUCAAAGGUCUUUUUACAAGUUGCGACCCGACUCAGCCGAUGUUCAGCGGGGGUAUUAUUUGGGCGUUCCGUCGAAGUGCACGGGUGGACCUGUGUACCUGAAUAACCACCUGCAUUUCAUUGUGCACUAUCACACUCUUUCACCGGACGAAGCGUUGAACUACGAAGAAAAGGAACUGUCCGAUGGAAACGUGGUGCACCAGCUCCGGAAGCGUUCCCUUCGACGUAAAGGAAAUAAGCGCAAAGAACGAUCUGGCGCCAAGCCUGUGGUAACCAUGGAUGGCGACGCUGAGUUGAAGAUGGAAUUUGAGGACGAUGAAGCAGAGGAGGAAGCCCUCCACACCAUCGUUGAUGUGGUUGUGCGACCUUUCUCCAUCGACUGGAAGAAUGUAACUGACGGCCGUCCCGACGAGUGCCCCGGUUUUGGUGAUAAUGAUGAUGAUGAUCCGGUCCUCGACAGCAACAGUAUCAGUCUCUCUGACCUUGAAGGAGGUAAGUUUCUUCCGUUGGUCUUGGACGAAUCGCUAACCACGAGAAGUAUCGCGUGGACCUAUACUGUCGAAUGGCACGAGAAGCAAGAUGUUCAGUGGGGUACACGCUGGGACGCGUAUUUUAGCGUGUCGAGCGCAAAAGCCAACAAGGGCACGCAUUACUUAUAUGUGGUGUAUUCUGUGCUGGUGGUGCUCGCCAUGUCUUCUACUGUCUCAAUGAUUCUCCUGCGUGCUCUGCGUCGUGACUUUGUGCACUACAAUUCCUUAUUGGAAGUUGCAAAGGAGCAGCAUUCUGAGACGAUUGUCGAGGAGCACGGGUGGAAAGCGAUCAACGGGGACGUUUUCCGACUUCCAAACCGCGCUAGUGAUCUGGUCGUGCUUGUGGCCUCCGGCACGCAAGUGUUUUUUGCAGUCGCAGCAUUAAUGGUGGUCGCGCUCUUGGGUUACGCCUCUCCUGCAAACCGAGGGAGUUAUAUGUCCUUCAUGAUCAUACUUUUUGUGUUUGCUUCUACAAUGGGUGGAUUCUUCACUGCGUGGUUGACGAAGUCGCUCCACUUGCCGCAACAAUGGCAUGUGAUUGCAAAGUUCGCGUGCGGGUUGCCAUGCGUUGUGUACCUUACGUUUUUGUUCUGCAAUAUGGUGCUCCGUGCGGCACGCAGCGCCGGUGCGGUUCCGUCUAUUAUAUUUGCGAUGCUUUUCAUUAUGUGGUUGUGCGCUCUCGUACCGCUCACUUUCUUCGGUGCUAAGAUGGGAUUCGCUCUUGCCAGCCGCAAAGCACCGUGUCGUGUUAACCCCAUUCCACGACCUAUCAACGCCUCACUGAUGCCUCUUUUUCUUCAAACCAAUUACUUGCUGUUGUACUCUGGUACUGCAUCGUUUGUCGUGAUUCUGUUUGAACUUCGACUCAUCUUUUCCUGCCUUUUUCAGGGGCUCACAUACCACUUCUUCGGCUUUCUCACUGCCGCCUUUGUGCUGUGGUCAUUCACAUGUGGACUCACUUCCGUUUCUGUUGUUUACUACCGCAUGUGCGCAGAGGACUACCGGUGGUGGUGGCUGAGUUUCGCGGCACCGUCCUCCCUUGGACUGCACUUCAUGAUGUUUGUGGGGUACUUCUACUGCAAUGUGGUGCAGAUGACAUCCAUUGCAGCGACGGUGCUGUACGUGACGUAUAUGACACUUUUAUGCCUCCUGUAUGUUCUGUGUAGCGGGUCCAUCGGCUUUCUGUCAGCGUGGACCUUGGUCAGAGCUAUAUUCUCAUCCAUUAAGUUUGAUUAA